Striga asiatica is the source of this 321-nucleotide messenger RNA. NCBI's taxonomy places the organism in Eukaryota, Viridiplantae, Streptophyta, Magnoliopsida, Lamiales, Orobanchaceae. The record is from the annotation of a GenBank genome assembly.
AUGAAAUUUUCAUUCAGUAUUUCUCUUCUAAAAUCCAAGAUCCUCAGAUCCCCAACAAGCCAGCAAAGCCAGAGAAGAUCUUCCACAGCCGCAUCGCUGCAAACAAGGCAGAUCUUGGCCGCUUUCCCGGAGGCCUUCAAUCAGAAUCUGCCAUCGGAUCUCUCUAGGAUUUGGUCGCCCCUUUGCACCGCCGCGCCGCACUGCCGCUGCUGCCCAUCUUUUGACGCGGAAAGCCCAGACAAGACUUUGACUUCAAAGUCCACCAUUUGGCUUUUGUUGACUACCCCACGUAGAAAUUUCCAAUUAGUCUCCCCCCAUUAA